Zalophus californianus (California sea lion) is the source of this 722-nucleotide messenger RNA. It is a transcript of the gene RNASE12, whose product is annotated as ribonuclease A family member 12 (inactive). NCBI's taxonomy places the organism in Eukaryota, Metazoa, Chordata, Mammalia, Carnivora, Otariidae. Gene Ontology annotation, molecular function: nucleic acid binding. Bases 48 to 551 code for a protein of 167 amino acids. The record is from RefSeq and is a predicted model, not a curated record. The transcript has 2 exons.
GAAGAGCUAGACACAAAGGACUUUCUCAGAUCCAUGAUCACAAGGAUAUGUUACCUCUGAGACCUACAGCAAAAGGAGUUAGAGCAGAAGAUGUGAAGGGAAUCUUACCCCUGAUGAUCCUAAUGGUGAUCAUUUUCCUGCUGCUUCUGUUCUGGGAGAACGAGCUGAAUGAGGAAGGAGAGGUCUUAACCAUGGAGCAAUUGCAUGUGGACUACCCUCAGAGUGACAUUCCCGUAAGGUAUUGCAACCAUAUGGUCUUACAAAGAGUCAUCAGGGGACCUGACAACACCUGCAAGAAGGAGCAUGUUUUCAUCCACGAGAGGCCUCGAAAUAUCAAUAGGGUCUGCACCUCUUCCAAGAAGAGGAUUUGUCAGAACCAUUCUUCCAUUUUAUGUUUCCAGAGUAUGACCAAGUUCAAAAUGACAGUGUGUCAGCUCAUUGGAGGCACCAGAUAUCCUGCCUGCAGGUACCAAGUGUCCUCCAUGAAGGGGUUCAUUGUUGUCACUUGUGAUGAUAUGGGGCCAGUUAGUCUCCAGAAAUAUGUUGAAUAAGUUGAGACCAGUGUCUGAGAUCCUCUCUUUCCUCUCUCAGGGGUACUCGCUCUCCCUGAGGCACACCUGAACUGUGGACCUAGGAUAAUGCCUUGAGCGAACUGGGUGGCCACUAGUAAUUCGUUUAUCCUUCCAAUAUUGCUGAGCUGGAAUCUUUUUAUUCUGCUUUAA